AGGAAUAUUGUUUGCAAGGCACAAGGUGUCUUUUGGUAGUGAGCACCCUCUGCGCAUGCGCAGGUCCAUUCGGGGGAAUUACUGCCCUGCCGCCGACUAAGUUGCAUUCCUUGAAUCUUCGCCGAAAAGACCAUUCUUCAAUCAGAGUUAGUAAUGUGGAGAGUACAAAAUCGAGAGAGUUUGGGGCUUCUCUCUUUCCCUGUGAUGAUUGCCAUGGUCUGUUGUGCACACAGCACCAACGAGCCCAGUAACAUGUCAUACGUGAAAGAGACAGUGGACAGAUUGCUCAAAGGAUAUGACAUUCGCUUGCGGCCGGACUUUGGAGGGCCCCCCGUGGACGUCGGGAUGAGGAUCGAUGUCGCCAGCAUAGACAUGGUCUCCGAAGUGAACAUGGAUUAUACACUCACCAUGUAUUUCCAGCAGUCUUGGAAAGACAAAAGGCUUUCUUAUUCUGGAAUCCCACUGAACCUCACGCUAGACAACAGGGUAGCUGACCAACUCUGGGUGCCCGAUACCUACUUCCUGAAUGACAAGAAAUCCUUCGUGCACGGGGUGACGGUGAAAAACCGAAUGAUCCGGCUGCAUCCUGAUGGGACAGUUCUCUACGGGCUCCGCAUCACAACCACAGCUGCUUGUAUGAUGGACCUGAGAAGAUACCCUCUGGAUGAACAAAACUGCACCCUGGAGAUUGAAAGCUAUGGUUAUACCACGGAUGACAUUGAGUUUUACUGGAAUGGUGGAGAGGGAGCAGUAACGGGAGUCAAUAAAAUUGAGCUUCCUCAGUUUUCAAUUGUCGACUACAAGAUGGUGUCCAAGAAGGUGGAGUUCACAACUGGGUCAUAUCCACGACUGUCACUGAGCUUUCGUCUAAAGAGAAACAUCGGUUACUUCAUUUUGCAGACCUACAUGCCUUCCACACUGAUUACAAUUCUGUCCUGGGUGUCUUUUUGGAUCAACUAUGAUGCUUCUGCAGCCAGAGUCGCACUAGGAAUCACCACAGUGCUGACAAUGACAACCAUCAGCACGCACCUCAGGGAGACCCUGCCAAAGAUCCCUUAUGUCAAAGCGAUUGAUAUUUACCUGAUGGGUUGCUUUGUGUUUGUGUUCCUGGCUCUGCUGGAAUAUGCCUUUGUGAAUUACAUCUUCUUUGGAAAGGGCCCCCAGAAAAAGGGAGCUGGCAAACAGAACCAGAGUGCCAACGAGAAGAACAAACUGGAGAUGAAUAAAGUCCAGGUCGACGCCCACGGCAACAUUCUCCUCAGCACCCUGGAAAUCAGGAACGAGACGAGCGGCUCGGAAGUGCUCACGGGCGUGAGCGACCCCAAGACCACCAUGUACUCGUAUGACAGCGCCAGCAUCCAGUACCGCAAGCCCAUGAGCAGCCGCGAGGCCUACGGGCGCGCGCUCGAGCGGCACGGCGCGCACAACAAGGGGCGCAUCCGCCGGCGCGCCUCGCAGCUCAAGGUCAAGAUCCCCGACUUGACUGAUGUGAAUUCCAUAGACAAGUGGUCCCGAAUGUUUUUCCCCAUCACCUUUUCUCUUUUCAACGUCGUUUAUUGGCUUUACUAUGUACACUAAGGUCUGUCCGAAUGGUUUAGAAACGACUACUUUCCUCUUCUCUUGACUUUUAACCCCACAGGUCCCCAGCAGCGAUACUGCUGUGCUUUUUGAGGUAAGAGAUUCAGCCAUCUAAUCGGUUUUAGGUCUUGCAUAUCAGUUUUAUUACCGCACCAUGUUUACUUCAAAAAAAACUAUUUUUUUCCCAGUCUACAGUGGUCCAGGUUAUCAGCUCUUUCAGAGCUCUAUUAAUUGCCAUGUUUACAAACACACACACACACACACACACACACACAGAAGUUAGAUAGGUAGCUCUUGAGCAGUGCUCCCUAGUUGCCCCAGAUUGUAUUAAUUUUGUUGUUAAUAAAGAGUGAAAAGAGGACUUAGCGCUCUGUGCAAACCGCUUCCUGGUAAACUGUAACAAUCUCAUACUGCCAAAAAACAACUCAAUUUCCAGGAUCUCAGAAGGAAAAAAAAAAAGCCAUUGACAAGUUACAGAUUUCCAGGAAGAAAAGAAAAGAGAAAGGAGCCUAGAAGAGGAAGAAAGACUCCCCUCCACUCCCAAGUCCCUCCAGUUCUGGAAAGCAGAAGGGGUUCCAGCUCCGUGGAGGAGGAGGGAGGGAUUGGCAAGGGCUGGUGGAGGUUAUGCAAACCCAAUCUGCCAGCCUCACCUCUCCAUUAAACCGAAUAUUUGGAAGAAUACUUCUUUCUCAGAAUUCCAGGCUGAUUCAAAGUUCACGUUAAAAUCCAACCCGAUAACCAUGGAGGACAUUUUUCUUUUCUUCUUGAGGAUAAGAGUAUGGGGAUUGAUGACUUUUUUUUCUUUGAACUAUUUCAAACAAGCAGCCCCAAUCUCAUUCAUUAGCCUGGAAUCACUUGACACUGUGCCAUGAAACAAUGUCCUCAUGUUUCCCUCGUUCCUGCUCUAGAGAGUGUAAGAGGAAGGGGGAUAGGAGGAGAGGGCUUCAAAGAUGGGGAUCAUGAGCAGUUUUUGCUUGAGAAAAAUAUUGCCCUUUCCAGGAGGAAGGCAAGACUUACGUGCUGUGAAAAGGGUGCCUGGGCAGUUACUUGAACUGCCAAAUCUUCAAUCAAAUAGUAUAUAUUUCUUAGCCUUCCAGGGAGCAGUGUCUAAAGGUGAUCGGCUAGCUGGCCGGGUCUCAGCUAGCACCUUAGGACUCUGCUCUCUGAGCUCUGCAUUCCACACUAUGAAGUGGUUGUUUCAGGAAAUGCACUCACACCGGUUUUGGUGUCAUACUUCUCUGAGGCCAGAUCUUUAUUUUAAAGGAAAUCUGAAAACAGCAAAGCCAGAGGUAACAGCCACUAUGACAAACUCACUGGGCCUUUAAACAUUCACACCAGCCCCUAAAGUAAAGACCCUGUCUACACUCAUGAAUCACCAUCAUUGUUGCGCUGCCUUAUCUCUGUCCACAGAUCACUUUGGUCAUCGUCAGAGAAGGGCCAUCUCUCAGUUGCCCAAAACACAAUUCUAAAUAUGUCUAACCAGCUGCAGAUGAGAUCCGUCCCAUUUUAUGUCAUUAAAGCCCCAUUGCUUUGUUUGUGUGUUUGCUUUAGCUUGAGCGUUAAAGAAUUCUACAUGUUCAUUUGCAAAGUUGAGUGAAACCCUAAGUUGACCAACCAGUUAUGGAGGCAAGUGGGACCUACUUCUUGGAUAUAAAAUAGGGUUGAGGUAAUAAUAGGGAUGCUCUGGCUUUCUCCCUAAGGCUAUGAUCAAGGUCCAUGUUUACAAUCACAUCAGCUACUAGAAAUUGUAGCUUUAAUUGAAAGAUAAGGCUGAAUUCCUACUGAUGAGGCCAAGUAGAGAGAAAGUGAUAAGAUAUUCUUUUAGAAAGCAAGAGAAGAAGAUUAUCCCAGAAUAUAAUGAAUGGUUAAGGCUAACAGAUAAUACAUAUUAGUAAAAAUAUAAAAACUCUGCUUUACCUAGGAAAACUAUCUCAAUGUUUUCAUAAGAGAUUAGUAGAAAUGAUUUAAUAAGAAAAACCUAAUUCUCAUUUAGGUUUUGAUUGCACGAUCACAGUUCCCUGGUUGAGGAAAUCUUUAGCUCCUGGGGAUGAAGCAAUCCAUUUUGAAACUGAGUAGUUCCUUGGCAGGGUGAGUCACUGUGCCCUUGUAAAAUGCCCAAAUGGGGUGGAAAGUGAGCAUACCAGUGUUCCCAACGACCACCCUGGAACCACUGUGUAGCCAUCUAUUUUCAACACAGAAAGGGAGACGUUUGGCUAAUGCUUAACAGAAAUGAAUCAUUCUGAUGUCAAAACACUUUAAAAAGCUUUUAAGGAUGAAAUGCUACAUCAGAUAGAAAGUAUCUGUACUCUGUGUUCCUUAACAAAACAUUUUUCUUUAUUUAUCUAUUUAGAUCAUUCUUCUUGGAAAAGAUUGAGGUAAUUCAAAUUUUCUUAUUAUUUUUAUCUUGCCUUAAAAGUCUAAAGAAUUUUAUGCUUGUAAUUUAGAUGUAUCUUGAAGGGAGAAAGAGGACAUUUGGAAUUCUUCUAUCUUAACCUUUGUAAAAUGUAAAACUUAUAAGCCUGAGUAUUCCACCAGGCACAAAAUGGUGUCACUGUAUGCCCUCCUGGACGGUACAGGGGUGACAACCACCACCCUGCAAUCCUGUUAAAUAGCUCUGAGUUCAGAGGUGAUGGCAGCCAGAAAGACUGAGAAGCCACCAUAUUUCUGGUGAAGUGCUCCCUAAUCCCCACUUCUUUCUUCUGGAUGCCUCCUAAGCAAAUUCUCCCCGCCUUGGACCCCACCCACUUUUCUUCCAGGCUGAAAAAUGAAUGGGAAAAAAGCCCUUCCUCUCUGCCUCUCUCCCUUGUUUUAUCCGAAAUGAUGUACAUAAAACAUGAAAGCUGUUAGACAUUCUUAAGCACCCUUGAACCAGCCCUUAUUCCUGGAAGAUUCAGAUCAAGACGUAAUAGAGAUUUACUGUUUAACUAUUUGGUUAUUUUCUUUCUGCCAUGAAAAUAGCCAUAAUCUCCUUCAUCACUGAAGUGGCAGCAGAGGCUGACAACUGCAUGGACUCUCUUAUGCUAUAGGCACGUCCAGGGGACUCCAAGUUCACAGUUCUGAAACUGUGACAUAUCCUGUGUCAUGAACUUAUCCUGUGAGAUCCAACGUAAACCCCAUCUUUCACUUGACAGCGAUGACUACACACUCAUUUCUCCCACUCAUGUUCUUUGGCUUAAACUAUCAGGGGUGAUGUGUGUGUUACACUUAUCAGCUUUGUAAAGCAAAGACCCAGGUAAAGACAUUUUUUUGGCUUGAAUUACCCAAGAUUAUUGCCUCCAUCCUCUAUAUUGCCAAAUAGAAACAGCAGACUGGUUGGUAAUUCUGCUGACUAAGUGUUAUGUGUUUUCAUACAUACCAUCUUUAUUGUGUAUUACAAUCAAUGAAGGAUCUUGAAAGUGCCAAGAGAAAAACGUGGUGCAGAGAAUAAAGCUUGGUUUACGGAUCCAA
Messenger RNA from Phyllostomus discolor (pale spear-nosed bat), 5025 nucleotides. It is a transcript of the gene GABRB1, whose product is annotated as gamma-aminobutyric acid type A receptor subunit beta1. Gene Ontology annotation, cellular component: membrane; GABA-A receptor complex; synapse. The transcript is spliced from 9 exons. Gene Ontology annotation, molecular function: extracellular ligand-gated monoatomic ion channel activity; neurotransmitter receptor activity; GABA-A receptor activity. Gene Ontology annotation, biological process: monoatomic ion transmembrane transport; nervous system process; signal transduction. NCBI's taxonomy places the organism in Eukaryota, Metazoa, Chordata, Mammalia, Chiroptera, Phyllostomidae. Bases 154 to 1578 code for a protein of 474 amino acids. The record is from RefSeq and is a predicted model, not a curated record.